Molecule: messenger RNA, 4110 nt
Organism: Annulohypoxylon maeteangense
Lineage: Eukaryota; Fungi; Ascomycota; Sordariomycetes; Xylariales; Hypoxylaceae
Exons: 2
Coding region: 1-4110 (1369 amino acids)
Source: RefSeq, a predicted model, not a curated record
AUGCCGACCGCUUUGCAUCCCCAAGCUAAAUUCGAUCCCAUACCCCCAGAUCUCGACCUCCAUGCACUCGUCGAUCGCACUCCAAACUUCGACUGGGUCGUGCGCAUUUCUACCGCCCAAAUCAGGCGCCUUGGUCCGUCUGGUUUCGAGAAGCUGGUUCAAUUACAUGUCAUCGAAGGAGGUCGGCCGUUGGUUAUAGAAGGAUGGAACAAGGUUCUUCCAGAUGAUCUCUUCAGCACAAGCUGGCUAGAGCAGACAUACGACAAGAAACAGGAAAAUAUUCGCGACAUAGCGGCACAAGCUGAUAUCCCAAUGACAACUGGCCAUUACUUGCGAUCCAUGCGACAGUUGACCAAUCAAUGGACCACUACUAAUUACCGCGAUGAGAGACGACAGCGCCUUUACUUGAAAGAUAUAGAUUGCCCUCCCGAGUGGUACGAUCAUCUAAAGAAGGUCAUUCCCCCGAACGUUUUUUAUAUGAACGACAAUAUCAGCGAAAAUCCAGGCGCAGACACUCGCAACGAUGACAUAUUUGGGGCGCCAGAGAAAACCCCCGCUGUGGCUGGUGAUCUGAUGAGUAGUCUUCCGGAGGAGAUGCGUGCACAGAACCUGAUGUGUUAUAUCGGCCAUGAAGGCACAUACACUCCUGCGCAUCGAGAGAUGUGUGCGAGCUUGGGUCAGAACAUUAUGGUUGAAGCCUCGGGAGAUAAGCAUGGAGAGAAACCAGGCAGCUCUAUCUGGUUUAUGACUGAAACUAAAGACCGUGAAGUUAUCAGGGAGUACUUCCUCUCUAUGCUCGGCCAUGACAUUGAAAUCGAGAAACAUUUCGCACAAAUCAACGCUUGGAAGAAAGCCAACUUUCCCGUCUACGUCGUCGAGCAAAAGGUUGGCGACUUCAUUUUGAUACCUCCCUUAGCACCUCAUCAGGUUUGGAAUCGUGGAACGAGGACUAUGAAAGUAGCAUGGAAUAGGACUACUGUUGAAACACUCGACCUGGCCCUCCAUGAGGCUCUACCGAAAGCGCGACUAGUGUGCCGAGACGAGCAGUACAAGAACAAGGCCAUCAUCUACCAUACUCUUGAGAAAUACUACAAGGACCUCCAGGCACUCGAGGAAAAUGCCGAAGUUGGGUUUCUAGGUUUCGGGCAAGAACUAAUGCAAAAUUCGUCGCGCAUGAGACAAAUGGCCCAUGACUUUAAACAUCUGUUUAGUCUAUUCACCGAGAUACUUGUUGAUGAGAUGUUCGGCUACAAGCAGAAUAAUGUCGAGUACGUACCAUUCGACUCAAACAUUACGUGUUCAUACUGCCGAUCCAACAUCUUCAAUCGCUUCCUAACUUGCAAAUGCUGCGUGCGCACGUUGAUCAAUGGCGAUGAAGAUACAUACGACAUUUGUAUGGAAUGCUAUGCUAUGGGUCGCUCGUGCGUCUGUAUAUCUGGCCUCCAAUGGUGUGAACAAUGGAAAUGGUCCGAUCUUAUUGAAAAACAUGAGACGUGGAGGGUCAUGGUGAUACAACAAGAUGGAUAUGUUGAUAUCAAUUUAUCGCCCCAGCCUAUCGAGAUUGCGCGCAAGAAAACAGGGAGGAAAUCGGUGGCCCAAAUUGCGCAAGAGCAACUUCGACGGAGGCCAUGGAAUGAUAUUACGAAACCACCUGAGCCUCAUCCCGAAGAGUCCGAACCCGAAGUCGAUGACGAAGGUCGCAUUAAGAAAAAGUCUAGAUCGAGACGGAAAGCUAAGAAAGGCGAUGUAUACCGUUGUCACGUCUGUUGUCACAAAGACUACACGUAUAAGCUAAACUUUUGCACGACCUGUCAAAACGCAUAUUGCUAUGGCGUUCUAUGGAGAGCAUUUGAUAUGAUGCCACAGGCGGCGAUGGAGGUAGAACAUUGGCAGUGUCCUAAAUGUCUUAAUAUCUGCAACUGCGGAACGUGUAGACAGGGUGGUAACACAGUCCCAUAUGUUCCGAAGAGUACACUCCUUGGGCACGAUACGCGCCCAAUCGCGGAUGAUCGUAGCGUUGAAUCAAUCGUUGACUUCCGACAACACAAUCUCAGCUGGCUGAAAGCCGCCGGGGAAGAAAAUCGGAGCAAGGAUACGAGACGCAUGCAACGACUAAAAGAGCAGGCCGAUGCUGCAAAAGCCAACGAUCCAUUAGCAUCAUUAGAAGUCGGAGACGAUGCUCCUCACGACGUGGAGCCCGCUCCCCAAGAUCCAGUCAUGAAUGGCUAUGGGAAUGAAGAUCAUGCAGUCCUACAACUCGCUAAUGCUAUUGCUGCUGACGAGCCCGAAAAUGGCCACGUACCAGCUCCUAAUGCGCCAGAUCUUGAGAAUCAACCAGAAACCCAUAUUGUGAACGCCGACAUGUCAGGCAUCCAAAAUGGUGAAGGGGACUCAUCUUAUCCAGAUCCAUCUGAGUUCGCCGAUCCAUCAGUACCUGGAGUCAGCCGCGAACGAAUGAUGGGACUGGGGUUCUAUGACCAAGAUGAGAGCCCUGACAAGAUUUUGUUUGAAUCAUUCCAAAUGCCUACAGCCGAUGUUCUCAAUAACGAGCCAGAAAUAUCUGACUUUGUCAAGAAGACACUUCGAUUGGCCAAGAGAAAGGCUAGGCUUGAGAUAAAUGACGAUCCCGAUUUUAGGGGUCCCAGAAAUCAGCCACGCAAGAAGCCUAGGACCGGAAACCUUGAUCAACUUGUCAACUUGGAUCCGGCUCUACUUGGUGCUCUUGGUAAUAACACUUCUACACCAAUAAGAGUAGCUGCCGCAAACAACUCCGGCGAACAAUCAGUUCAUGACGAUGCAGAAGCGCAAUCCGAAAUAACAGAAGGAACUCCUGUAUCUGUUCCUCCCCCUAAAAAGAUAAGGCCACGUCUCCCUGUUGACCCCCUGCGACCUACCUUACGACACGCAAAACCAAUGGUGUCGUACGUGGAAGCCGAGGAGCCGGCUGAGGACCCAGAUGAUAGUGUCCUUAUCAAGUCUUUAAGAAAUCUUGAGCCAGAAGAUGAGAGUGGCGUUCCGGAAGAGGAUAUGAAUCCUGUAGAUUUAGCAGCCGAUGCAAUUCGGGCGUUGACACAACUUCCGGUGCAGGAAGAAGAAAGUUCGGCCACUGCUAAAAGUACCCCGCAACCCGGAGCUAAGAGACGAGGACGGCCACCCCGAAAUUCCGUCGGGGCAGUCGUCACCCCAUCUUCAGUUCCAUCUACCGGUAAAAGACGUGGUCGCCCGCCGGGACGCCCGAGGAGAUCCACAACUAACGGUGCAGAAACUGAGGACACCACCAUGAUAGACGUAGAUGCACCCAAUGCUCACGAUGCCCCGGAGGCUUCUGACGCUCCUAAUAUUACUCAGGACGAUAAAGAGAAUGAGGUUAGCGUAGAAGAACUUGCAGCUCAACUAGAGCGAGAAUUGGCUGAAGCGAAUAAUAAUGAGGAGUCACGACCAACUACGUCUACCUCCGCGACAUUGUCUCGCGAAGAGCCUGUAAAGAAACGAGGUCGACCCCCCGGACGACCCCGUGUACAAGGGCAACAACAGCAACAACAAUCGCCCGUAGCGCCAAUCCCCCUUAACCUAGAGCCUCCUCCAGAUACACGAUUCAUGUCCAUGAGAGAGCGAGCGGCGCUAAGGGGUAGGAAAUUUAAAAUAGGAUCACGCCGAGCGAGAGAUACCCCAACAGGAAGCCCCGCCACAACGUCAGCCAAGACAACCCCUGCAGCCACCGUUGCACAAGCUACGAAAGAAAAACCAAAACCGAAACGAAAGUCCAUCAAUGCUGAAGAGCCCGUUAGGCCAAGUCCCAAAAACGGUCGUCCGGAGCUGUUAGAUGAUAACUUCAAACCAGCUGCUGUGGAGAUCGAGGAUUCAUCAUCGCCUAGCCCCACGCCAGAACGCGAGGUUCCAGCGCAGCGGCGGCCCGCCAGGAAAUCGGGGGGCCCGACCGUCGUGAGGUUGGAAUUCUCAGACGAUAGCAGCUCAGAUGAUUCGGAUAGUGACGACGACAGCGAUGGCGAUGUUCCUGCUAAACCGCGUUUCACGGCGACGCGCGGUCGGGGCAGUAUAAGAGGGAGAGGACGCGGAAGAGGUAGAGGUAGACCUCGAGGCCGCGUCUAA